AUGUUCGACUCGCUGUACAUGCGCCUCUCUCAAAAGCCAAGCUCGUCGCUCUGUGGUGAGGAGGCUCUGGAGGAGCUUCUUCUGUUGUCUAUGAGCCUUCCGACGCACUGGCUGGACCAGCGACUCAAGACAUCGCCGACGGUGUAUGCCACGGAUGCAUCCCCCGAUGGUGGUGGGGCCUGCGCCAGUGUUGAGCUUUCAGCUCGUGGCCGCGCCAAAUGCCAGAACCUCCUGACGAUGGACGACCUUGGGGGGAAGAAUGAUGACGUGCUGGUCAUUGAGUUCUUCGGUGGUAUUGGGAUCGUCUUUAUUGACAACAAUCCGCUCUGUGUGAAGCUGGCCAAGCGGCACUGUGCAUAUGUCCUCCCCGUCGAUGACAUCAAGAAGGUCACUGAGGAGAUGGUCCGUGAUUGGCGGCGGCAGUUCCCUCGUGUAAAACGAGUGAUAGCAGGUGGCGGCUGGCCUUGUGUAAAUCACUCCCUGCUUAACUCGGCACGUGAAGGAGCCGGGGCUGAGACAUCGGAGCUCUUGGGCGUGAUGCUGCAGGUUGCGAAGUGGCUCCGAAAAUGCAGCAAGCCACUACGCUUGCCUGAUUGGGAGAUUGUCGAGCUCUAUGAUAAUGUUGUCAUGGACGAGUCGGACCUGGAGAUCCAAUCACGAAAGAUUGGGUUUUACCCAAUGUUUGUGGAGGCUGGCGAUAUGCUCUGGUGCCGCCGACCCCGUCUUUGGUGGCUUCGAGGCUUGCCUCUGGUUCCUGCAACAGACUUGAGUGUGGCCGAGAAGGUGGAAAAGUCGGCUUCGCCUCAUUAUGCGAACCUCUCAAAGGUCAAGCGUGUGAAGCUCGCGUGCACCAAGCCGGCGCUGGCUACGGUGUUGGACCCCGGAUGCAAGAAGCUGCUGGAGGAUGAUGAGCCCUUCUUCACCGUCACUCGCAAAGACUUCACGCUUGCAGAGCUCGAGCUGGCAAGCCAGGUUUGGACCGGAGGCGGGCAAUUUGCCGACGGCUGCAUCCCUGCGUGCGCGCGGUCCCUUCCUACUUCGUGGGCCGACGAGCAGCUGCUGGUUUACCUGAUUUCACAGAAUGUCACUCACCGUGGCACGGAUGUUCGCUUGUCAAAUCAAGCCCCCAUGAUUGCGUCGGACUUCUGCCGACGGACCGUGGACCCGACUAUGUGGUCUUGGAAAGUGGUGAUGUCGCAUAAGCGGCCGGGCCACAUCACUUUGCUGGAGCUUGUUGCGAUUCUCGACCUCUUGAAGAGACAGUCGCGGACCAAUGAGUGGCACUCCUCCAACGUCCUGGUGCUCGUGGACAACCAAGCUGUCAUCGCCGUUUUGGCGAAGGGCCGCUCCAGUGCUCGUCAACUCCAAGGCCCCCUCAGGCGCGUUGCAAGCCUGAUGCUUAUGGGCCACUUCCGCUUGCUGGUGGCGUGGGUCAUGUCGGAAUGGAACCCGGCUGAUGGUCCCAGCCGUUGGGUUGGGCGCCGGGCGCUACGAGAUGCCUAA
Molecule: messenger RNA, 1503 nt
Organism: Symbiodinium pilosum
Lineage: Eukaryota; Dinophyceae; Suessiales; Symbiodiniaceae
Source: the annotation of a GenBank genome assembly